Messenger RNA from Ceutorhynchus assimilis (cabbage seed weevil), 360 nucleotides. The record is from the annotation of a GenBank genome assembly. Lineage: Eukaryota; Metazoa; Arthropoda; Insecta; Coleoptera; Curculionidae.
AUGCUCAAAGUUACCAGGGACCGCUCAUUUCUGCUCGAUAAACUCCUGGAAAAAGAAAAAGUCGAACACUCGACCUCAGAAUCUGAUCCUACUGAGUCUUCUUCUGAAGAAGAACCGGUGCCUCCUCAGGCAAAAAGGAGAAAACUAAUUAAAAAACCCCCUAAAAAGAAAGCGGAUGGUCACAUGACCCCUGAGGAAGUGGAAAGACAUUUGCAAGCUCAAAGUUUUCUGGAUUUGGUACCGGAAAGGCCUCCUUUGACUGUUCCAACUGAGAUGUUCAGUCAUGAGCCUUCCUCAUUGGACAGUGAAUCUAAUUUGGAAACUUCUCCCCUGCAAGAGGAAAUAAUUAAUAUUUUAUAA